Messenger RNA from Orycteropus afer afer, 990 nucleotides. RefSeq names its product musashi RNA binding protein 1 (gene MSI1). Lineage: Eukaryota; Metazoa; Chordata; Mammalia; Tubulidentata; Orycteropodidae. Gene Ontology annotation, molecular function: RNA binding. The coding region runs from base 1 to 990 and encodes 329 amino acids. The record is from RefSeq and is a predicted model, not a curated record. Gene Ontology annotation, cellular component: cytoplasm. The transcript is spliced from 12 exons.
AUGUUCAUCGGGGGACUCAGUUGGCAGACUACGCAGGAAGGGCUGCGCGAGUACUUCGGCCAGUUCGGAGAGGUGAAAGAGUGUCUGGUGAUGCGGGACCCCCUGACCAAGAGAUCCAGGGGUUUCGGCUUCGUCACUUUCAUGGACCAGGCGGGGGUGGAUAAAGUGCUGGCGCAAUCGCGACACGAGCUCGACUCCAAAACAAUCGACCCCAAGGUGGCCUUCCCUCGGCGAGCACAGCCUAAGAUGGUGACUCGAACGAAGAAGAUCUUUGUGGGGGGGCUGUCAGUGAACACCACAGUGGAGGACGUGAAGCAGUAUUUUGAGCAGUUCGGGAAGGUAGACGACGCUAUGCUGAUGUUUGACAAAACCACCAACCGGCACCGAGGGUUCGGCUUUGUCACCUUUGAGAGCGAGGACAUUGUGGAGAAAGUGUGUGAAAUCCAUUUCCAUGAAAUCAACAACAAAAUGGUGGAAUGUAAGAAAGCUCAGCCAAAAGAGGUGAUGUCACCGACGGGCUCUGCCCGGGGGAGGUCUCGAGUCAUGCCCUAUGGGAUGGACGCCUUCAUGCUGGGCAUUGGCAUGCUGGGUUACCCAGGCUUCCAAGCCACGACCUACGCCAGCCGGAGUUACACAGGCCUUGCCCCUGGCUACACCUACCAGUUCCCUGCCAUUCCUCUCACUGCUUACGGACCAAUGGCGGCAGCGGCGGCAGCGGCGGCUGUGGUUAGAGGAACAGGUGAGGUCUUCUGGGCCGCAGGCUCUCACCCCUGGACGAUGGCUCCCCCUCCAGGUUCGACUCCCAGCCGCACCGGGGGCUUCCUGGGGACCACCAGCCCCGGCCCCAUGGCUGAGCUCUACGGGGCAGCCAACCAGGACUCGGGGGUCAGCAGUUACAUCAGUGCCGCCAGCCCCGCCCCCAGCACCGGCUUCGGCCACAGUCUUGGGGGCCCCUUGAUUGCCACAGCUUUCACCAAUGGGUACCACUGA